AUGGCUCCAACUGAGAGAAAGGCGAAAGCCAAGGCUAGCGCUUCGGCGAAGGCCAAGGUUGACAAGAACCCUCAGCCAAACAAUGGUCGCCCAUCCACUGAGCAAUACCUCAUGGCUCUGAUUCAUACUGCAAAGCAGCCAGUCCAGUUUGACUAUGAGACUGCAGCCAACGUGCUCGGCAUCCACAAAGUGACUUGUCAAACCCGAUACCAUCGGCUGAAGAAGACUUACUACCCGGAGGAUGUGAAGCCCAGCCCUAAGAAAAGGGGAGAGGCCACUGUCACCCAGCGACCUGCCUCGGCCGAGCCCGAUGUGACCGGUUCACCCGGUGAACACGACGAACACGAGGAGCACGAGGAGCACGAGGACCGCGAUGAGGUUGUGAAGAUGGAAGAUACCUCUGACUAA
This is a messenger RNA of Penicillium paradoxum, 408 nucleotides long. RefSeq lists its product as uncharacterized. The record is from RefSeq and is a predicted model, not a curated record. The transcript is spliced from 2 exons. Lineage: Eukaryota; Fungi; Ascomycota; Eurotiomycetes; Eurotiales; Aspergillaceae. The coding region runs from base 1 to 408 and encodes 135 amino acids.